UAAUUAUUAUUAUUACAUUUUCGUUCGUAGCCAGACGAUUGUACUGUGGCUUCUCUGGGUUUUGCUUUAUGAAUUUUUGGGGUCACUUGUCUUUUGUUUCCCUUAAAGAUGAUGUUUUUUGUUUUGACGGCAGCUUUGGGUUUCAUUCCCGACCUCGUCCAUUUCUUUCAAUGUUAGGGUUUCUUUCUUCUUCAAGUUUGUAUGUAUUUGGGGAUGACUUUGACAAAUUGUCUUUAGAGCAAAUGCUUUUGGAUGUGUGCUUCAUUUGUAUGGAGCCAAUUCAUUCACAUGACAUGGAAGUUUGUGUCGAUGAAUCCUCCAAGCAACUGAAUUCCCCAUAUCUCAAUGGAAUUUACGGACACCCCGAGGCCUUUCCCCGUGUUGGAGAUCAGUACCAGGCAGAUAUACCAGAAUAUGAUCGUUUGAACCUCACUAGAUGCUUCGAAUCACAGCCUCCUCACCUGCACAACCUAGUUACAUUUGCCUUGCCUAUCCCUCUCAUGUGGACUAGAAGUGAGAAAUUCAGAGGUUUCUCUCAACCCGAGAGUGAAAAAGGCACUAGUCCGUCUACUCAUCAACCCUCGGAGAUAGCUGAACCGGCUGCUACUUUGAAACCAAGGAGUAUCGUGCUUGCAUUGCCAUGCCAAAGAAAUGCCAAGUUCAAGUUUGACUGGCUUGACAAGAGCCUCUAUCCGUUCCCUGGCUCUUUGGGUGAAUCUUGGGAUGAUGCUGAGCAAGAGAGGUUCCUUCUUGGCCUCUACUGUCUUGGGAAAAACCUUGUCUUGGUGCAGAGAUUCCUUGGGACCAAGCUGAUGGGGGAUAUGCUCUCCUACUAUUACGGAAGCUUUUACAGGUCUAGUGAAUACCAGAGAUGGGUUGAUGGACGCAAGUUGCGAAGCAGACGGUCUGUUCAAGGCCAAAAGUUGUUAUCAGGUUGGAGGCAACAAGAGUUGCUCUCUCGGAUCUCGUCUCAUGUAUCUGAUGAAUGCAAGACUACUUUGCUUAAGGUAUCUAAAGCUUUUAGGGAAAAUAAGAUUUCACUGGAGGAUUAUGUUUUCACUCUAAAGAAUACGGUAGGUAGUGAUAUGCUUACAGAAGUUAUUGGUAUAGGUAAAGGGAAAAGAGAUCUGACCAACUGCACAUUAGAGCCAACCAAGUCGAAUCAUGGAACCUCUGGUAAUUCCGAAGUACAAAUACGCAAUGAUCUUCCGGUUGCAGAUAUAGUCAAAUUCCUAACCGGAGAAUAUAGGAUGAGCAAAACACGUUCCAGUGACCUCUUCUGGGAAGCUGUUUGGCCACGUUUACUGGCAAGAGGAUGGCACUCUGAGCAGCCGAAAGAUGGUCCAAAAAACUCUCUUGUUUUUCUCAUACCGGAAGUCAAGAAGUUUUCCAGGAGGAAGAUGUCAAAGGGUAAUCACUACUUUGAUUCUCUCACUGAUGUCUUGAAAAAAGUUGCUUUAGAUCCCAAGCUUCUUGAGCUCAAAACUGAUGAGGAUCUAGAGAAGAAAGUCGGCAAAGAAGAGGAUAUCAAGAAUGAUCCGCCCAUAAAUUUAGAGGAGUUUGAUGAUUCUUCACCAAACAGCAAGAAGAAGAAAAGGUACCUACAACCUCGCAGCAAAACAAGUAAAAUUCAGGAGGUUGUGAUGUUUACGAUUGUGGAUACCAGUGAGGCGAAUGGUGUAGUAGGAAGUACACUGAAAGAGCUAAGAUCUUUGCCUAUUGAGACCGGCAGUUCAAUUGCUAACUCCCCAGAUUACUUGAGUGAAUCUGAGGAUAACAUGUCAGAAGAAUCUGAAAACAAGGCAGAGACGACAGCUAAGUCAAUGGCUUCAAUAGUGUGUGGUGGGGGCAGCAUGAGUUCCGGUAAGAGCAGCUCUGUAAACAUGGACAAUGCCACGAGUAGAAGCACCAUUUCUCUCAAUGAGAGACAGCAGAAGAACCGGAAAGGUGGGAGACCAAGAAAUCCAAAGUUACCUGUCUGCGCAAAAAGGAGUAGCUUGGCAGAUUGUACCUUGAGAGAAUCAGGUUGUUUUGGUGAAACCCAGUCUAGGAAGAAGAAACCAGUAAAGAAGGGUAAACAAAUGAGACCAACCCCGUUAGGAGCUGAUCUAAAUGUACAUUUGAUGAGAGAGGAGCACAUCGAUCAAGAUCGAAGUCUGAAAUUGUCAUCAACCAGUUCCGUUGCAACCGAUAGCUCUUGUCAAGGAAACGAAGAUCGAGAAAUAUCACCAGAAAGAUCUGAAACCAGAGAAGAUUUUGACUUGAACGUUUCACAAAUCUCACAAGAACGUGAUGCUGAUUGCACUGAUACUGUCAUCACAGACGUUAUGCAGAACAGUGAGAGCUCUUGUGCAGAGCAGGAGCAGUGUAACCCUCAGGAGCUGCAGGCAACCGCGGAUCUGCUUCCUGGACGGAGGCAGAGUACAAGGACCCGACCAUUGACUACAAAGGCACUGGAAGCUUUUGCUUUUGGGUACCUUGGUAACUCGAAGAAGAGAAAGGCUUCGGAGGAGUCCAGAAGCAAGUCAAGAAAAAAGUCUAAAAAGCGCAGCCAUCGUUGCUCACUGGUGUCCUCUGAGUUCAGAAAUGGAACUGUAGAAGAUGGUUCAAACACUGACGAGAGUGAAUAGACUAGCUGCGAUCUGAAAUCUGACACUUCUGCAUCUACCUCAAGAACAAGCGCCAAAAGGGGAUGAACUUUGCAGUUAUAGUUGAUAUAGCAACAUAGUUAUAGAGAAUGGUUUGCCUUUUGUUUCUGUUACCCUCAUUGAGCACAGUCAAGGCUGAAAGAAGCUAUGGGAAGCUGUGAUGUUAUUUUACUUUCAUCGUAUCCAAUGCAGAAUCAGUACUCAAAAA
Molecule: messenger RNA, 2856 nt
Organism: Capsella rubella
Lineage: Eukaryota; Viridiplantae; Streptophyta; Magnoliopsida; Brassicales; Brassicaceae
Exons: 3
Coding region: 69-2630 (853 amino acids)
Cellular component (GO): nucleus
Molecular function (GO): transcription corepressor activity
Source: RefSeq, a predicted model, not a curated record